This is a messenger RNA of Colletotrichum acutatum, 1159 nucleotides long. Its product is annotated as thioesterase superfamily protein. Bases 169 to 753 code for a protein of 194 amino acids. The transcript has a single exon. The record is from RefSeq and is a predicted model, not a curated record. NCBI's taxonomy places the organism in Eukaryota, Fungi, Ascomycota, Sordariomycetes, Glomerellales, Glomerellaceae.
GUGAAACAUGCACGCUGAAAGCGCUGCGGAAUCCUUGCCGAGGUCCAACUCGCUUGUUUUGUGGCGACCUUCAGACUUCUAAGUAGCAACUCAUCGCCAAUUUCGCAUUCAAUACGCAUCAGCAACGCCUGUGCAUUUGCUUCUCUCCAACAGGAGCUAGGAUCCAUCAUGAGUCGAGUUCAGAAUGACGGAAUUUUACCGCAGACGGUCGCUGAACUAGAGGCCCUCCCUUGGUGUCGCGCACUCCUCAAAAACCCGACAGUCGUAACUUUCAUUCCGCCAUCCCGGGUACCAGAAAACACAAACCCACACGACAGGUUCUUCGGUAAAACACUCAAUAGCUCGACCGGUAUACCAGCUUGCAUCAGCUUUCAUACCGAGACCCCCGGUCGGUCUGUCAUCACCGAACUCUCGUCCCUAUUCGCGCUCUCAAGAGGGGUUGAUGGCUAUCCCAACAUCGCGCAUGGUGGCAUGACCGCAGUUUUGAUCGACGAGAUCCUUGGCGUCUUGAUUCAGAGAAACAUGGACACAGAGAGAGACGACCCGAUCUUCAAGAUGAACACAGUCACCUCUUCGAUGAACAUCAAAUACCUCAAGCCCAUUGAAACGCCAAGUGUUGUGAUAGGAACCGGGCAAAUCAAGGAAAUCCGUGGGAAAAAGAUCAUGCUCAAAGCUGUUCUCAAAGACGCGGAUGGUGUGGAGCUGGUAACCUGCGACUCAAUAUGGAUUGGAAUUCCUAGAGUCAAGAUGUAACAUUCUCUCGAAAAGGUUAGGAAGGACAUGUAAAUACACUUGCGCCAUUCCUUACACUGCGACACUGCGAUGGCUUAAGCCUUCCAAGCAGUAUCCAGAAUUUCCUUCACGGUCCAAGCCUUGAUGUCAGGGAAGAUCUGGUUGAGCGUUUUCUUUCCAGCAUGGGGGAUAUUGAAGCUCCCAUUCUCAAACCAGAGACCAAAUACCGCAGCCAUGCCCUGAUAUGCCUCUUUGGGGAAGAAUGCGUAUGCAGGUACCUGGCUGGGCAGUUCUGUCGCCUGACCAGUCUUUAACUUCUCAAUGCUGUCAUACGUAACGUUGAAUUUGGUGCCUUUUGAUAUAUUUGGUUAGCUUGGACCGUGUCUUUACUUGUGAAUUUAAUAAGAAAUUACCUUUGGCAGCUUCU